UCUCUUUCUUUGAACUGGUGCCACAGUUGUGAUUUUUUUGUUUAUCGGUAGUAUACAGAAGGUCUUUUUGUUUGUUACAGCAGUUUGUCAUUGACAUGAGUCGCAUGCAAUACCUUCAUAAUAGAAGAAAACAAGGGUGUGGAGAUACUGUUGCAGCGCUCGCUGCUUUGCGGCGCUGCCGGUGUUUUGCGCGCUCAUGUGUCGUGUGUUUCACACACCCCCACCCCCCCCACCCCCCCUGACAGCAGAGCGUUCUCGAGAAGAGCCUGGUGAGCGAGCCGGGGCAGAGGACCAAGAGGGUUUCCCAAAUCCGCAUUCGGAAAACUGUCCCCAAACCGGACAACAGUCUAACCCCUAUGGGGCUACCGAAACCAAAGAGAUUAAAGAAGAAGGAAUUCAGCCUGGAGGAGAUCUACACCAACAAAAACUACAAGUCUCCGCCUUCCAACAGGAGCCUGGAAACCAUCUUCGAGGAGCCGAAGGAGAAGAACGGCACGCUGGUGUGCAUCGGGCAGCAGAAACGCAAGAGGGUCCUGGAGUUCCAGGACUUCACAGUGCCCCGUAAGAGGCGCGCCAGGACCGGGGUGAAGCUGAAGAGCAGCCGCACGCGGGGCAGGAAGGCAGCGAAGCAGGGCUGUGCAGAGCUGGAUGUGCUGCUCGUGGAGAAGCUGAGCGCGCUGGAGCACUUCUUCAACACCGAGCACAUCAACAUCUGAGCCCUGUGUGGAGCCGCUGUUUAAAAUCACUGGCUUCACUGAUCCCAUCUUGAUCCCUGCUUUUCUUAUCUGCCUUCAGUGUCUCCACACUCCUCUAUAAGUGGCUCCAGUUCCUGGUGGGACCUCAGUAUUUAUUUUCAAACCUGCACUGCUCUCCAGUGCCCACGCUCUACCCCUGCCUCUUGAGACUGCACGCUGUUUAGUUUGGACCAGGGAUGAAACUAAACCUUGGAUUGGUCCGUAUCUGUGGUGGAGCAGCGGUAAGGGCAGCCACUGCUCUGUGUAACUGUGAGCGUCUCUGUUGGUGCAGUGAAUCGGGUACUUCCAGAGUGUGAAGUUGUAACUGCAGUAUUAUUAUUAAAACAGGGGAGGGAAAGACCUACGCCUGCGUGCGCUGGAUUUAUUAAAACACCCGUCAGGAAAGCAAAACAAAACCGAGCACUUUGCAAAACUAAAACGCGACCGCAAGGAUCGGAUUAUCAUUCUCCCUUCUUCUUUUUUCUAUCGUACUUUGUUGCAGUAACGUCUGUUCUUUUUGCACAUUCUAAACAAAAUAAUGCGCUUUGAUAUUCAGCCUUGCCAAAGUAAUGGGAAACAGUGAUGUAGCUCUUUCUCAAAGUAUUGUACACGUUGUUAGAUCCCUGUUAAAGAAACACGGCUGUUCACAUUUCCUUUCACCUGUACGCAUCACUACAAUAGGUUGCCUUCAGAACGACAGUAUUUUUGGAAGAGUUGCUGUCAAAAAAUAAUUGUUGCUGUUUUAUAACGAAAGAAAAAUAAUAAUUGCAUUUGUUAGCAUCGCAAUGUGAAAUGCAAGUGUAGAAACUUGUUUCCUUGGUAUUAUUUAUUCAUUUUCCUCUGAUAUUUCUUGAGGAGGAAAAGACUGAUAUUUGUAGCCUAAUAUUACCUCCUGUAGUUAGAUUUCAAAUAUUUAGACAUCAUUAGCCAGCCAGUUCUAUUAGCCAAACGUUGGAUUCAAUUCAAUUGUCGACAGUAAUAUUUGUGAACAGUAAGAGGUUAUUGCACACAAACACAAGCUGGUAUUUCAAAAAUCUUUUUUUCUGAAACGCUAGUUCCUAUUCAGAAAAAUCGAAAUUGCCCCAAAUGUGUGUGAUGUUGGCUUUUGUUUCCUUUCGUUUUUAGAUACCUUUUUAAAAAGUGAAAUACGAACAGUGUGAGGGGGUGGGGGAGAAAUAACCCAAGGGCUAAAAAAAAUAAAGGAAACAGUAACAGCUCAAUUCAAGGCCGAUGCAAAAUAAAACCGCUUCGGGGUGACAUGUCUGACUCGGGCAGCGUUCUGGCGUGUGUGCCGUUGCCAUGGGAACGGGCUCCUCCACAGGGACAGAGCACCAGCAGUUCUUAGGGGCAGUUCAGUGGAGAUGGUAGUGAUUUUUAAUUUUAAGCUGAUGUGCUUUUACACAUUGUGAAACUCUUGCUCACCUGCUAGGAAUGAUCAAGCACUCUGUGUGUUUAUAUGGGUUGUUUUUUUCAGAUUCCCUAUUGGUACAGGUGAUUUACUUUUAUUAAACAAAACCAAAAAGAAAAAAGCCAAUUCCAUUCUCCCAAUAUUAUUAUUAUAACCCCCCCUUAUCAAACAGAACUUUGCGUUUGUGUGAGUACUUGCCUCUUUUUUUUAGGUAGUGGAUUCAUUUGUUUGCUGUCCUGGUUUUUGAAGAAAUACGUUGACUUGGCAAUCGAUGUACAUAUUAGCUGGUAAAUUUUUAAAGCAUCGUCCAAGUGUGAAUGCAGCACACAGAUAUCCAUGUGUAUUUGAUCAUACACUGUAUUACACUGGGGUUUUGUGAAUCGUGUCUCUCUCUCCGUGUGUGUAAUAUAUGAAGCUUCACAUCUCAAACUCUUAUCUGUAUGAUCAGGAAUAGCACAUCUGUUAAAGAAACACUAGUUUA
Messenger RNA from Polyodon spathula (Mississippi paddlefish), 2623 nucleotides. Its product is annotated as protein PRR14L-like. The transcript is spliced from 3 exons. The record is from RefSeq and is a predicted model, not a curated record. Lineage: Eukaryota; Metazoa; Chordata; Actinopteri; Acipenseriformes; Polyodontidae. The coding region runs from base 357 to 716 and encodes 119 amino acids.